Aricia agestis (brown argus) is the source of this 2220-nucleotide messenger RNA. RefSeq names its product uridine-cytidine kinase-like 1. Gene Ontology annotation, molecular function: kinase activity; ATP binding. The record is from RefSeq and is a predicted model, not a curated record. NCBI's taxonomy places the organism in Eukaryota, Metazoa, Arthropoda, Insecta, Lepidoptera, Lycaenidae. Bases 416 to 2059 code for a protein of 547 amino acids. Gene Ontology annotation, cellular component: cytoplasm. The transcript is spliced from 11 exons.
UUUUAUUGUGAAACCAGAGAUGGCUGGAAAACUGAAUAAAUUCGAAAACCCCAGUUCCGCUAGCUCAGAUAGGUAAACCGUGUGGGCUUAACCUUAUUUAUUGUUUGUUUGUACAGCUGUCUCACGUCAACAGAUUUUAGCAAGGAUUUUGCAGUGCUAGUUCGCUCGUAUAUGAAUUUACUCACCAAUAUUGAUGAGUAAACAAAUGUUAAUAUUAACAACAUUCUUGGUAUCGAUGUCUUGUGCUACUUUCAGUCAUAACUCAUAACCUCCGCAAAACGCAUUGUGUUUUAUUUUUAGACAUUUAUUUAGUACAUUGGCAUUGCUUUGCGCUAAAUAAUCGAGCGUGAAUCACACACGUGUUCAGGACUACAGCCUUAACCCGUGACACAUGAAAAAAUUUACGUGAACAAAAAUGGAAGCAAUUUCUAGAACCACAAUAAACGCUGAUACAGAGCUGGCGAUAGAGAUCAGCGACCCUGUUUUCGACGAUGAUGACUACACCCGUGCCCCGGCGUCGCCCACCACAGUGCCCAACGUCAGGCCCUUCAGACCGCCGUCUACUGGCUCAAACAUACUCAAAUCACCGCGCGCGCGGCGCGUGCGCACAUCCUCCAUGUCGCAGUCCAACAAGCGGACCGCGGCAGAGAGUAUACUGCAUGCUGACAGACGCACCAUCUACACCGCCGGCCGCCCGCCCUGGUACAACUGUACCGGCGGCCAGGAGGUCGAGCCCUUCCUCAUAGGAAUUUGUGGUGCAAGUGCAUCGGGAAAGACCACAGUGGCGACGAAAAUCAUCGAAUCUCUCAACAUACCCUGGGUCACCAUCGUCAGUAUGGACUCCUUUUACAAGGUACUGAACGAGAAACAACAUCAAGCGGCGAUGCGUAAUGAGUACAACUUCGAUCAUCCGGACGCCUUCGAUAUAGAGCUUCUGAUAUCCGUACUCCAGCGACUCAAGGAGGGCAAGAAGGUGGAAGUACCGAUAUACAACUAUGUUACACACUCGAGAGAGAAUAGGACGAAAACAAUGUAUGGCGCGAACGUGAUAAUAUUCGAGGGUAUACUCGCGUUCUACAGCGCCGAGGUCGUCGAGAUGCUAGACAUGAAGGUGUUCGUCGACACCGACGCCGACAUACGGCUGGCGAGGCGGCUGAGGAGGGACAUAGUACAACGCGGUCGCGACUUAGAAGGAGUCCUCAAACAGUAUCUGACAUACGUGAAGCCGGCUUACCAGAGCUACAUUGCGCCGAGCAUGGCUCACGCCGACAUAAUCGUGCCGAGGGGUGGCGAGAAUAAAGUCGCCAUAUCGCUCAUAGUGCAGCAUGUGCAUAAGCAGUUGCAGUUGCGCGGUUUCAAAGUCCGUGAGAAGCUGGCUGUGGCGCACUCCGGGCAGCCCGUGCCCGACUCGCUCUACGUGCUGAAAGAUACGCCACAGGUACAAGGUCUUCACACGUUUAUACGCAACAAGGACACGCCGCGCGACGAGUUUAUAUUCUACUCCAAGCGGCUCAUGAGACUCGUGAUCGAGUUCGCCCUGUCCUUACUGCCGUAUUCGCCUAGAGCUGUUGACACUCCACAAGGCUUCACAUAUGAAGGGCGCAAAUGCGACGUGGACCUAAUAUGUGGCGUAUCAAUUCUCCGAGCGGGCGAGACUAUGGAACAAGCUGUCUGCGACGUUUGCAAGGACAUACGCAUCGGCAAAAUACUCAUACAGACGAACCAACUGACUGACGAACCAGAGCUAUACUAUCUCCGACUGCCGAAAGACAUAAAGGACUACAGGGUAAUACUAAUGGACGCUACUGUGGCGACUGGCGCGGCAGCCAUUAUGGCUAUAAGAGUGCUGUUGGACCACGAUGUACCGGAGAGCAAUAUUAGCUUGGUCAGUCUGUUGAUGGCGGAGAUAGGCGUGCAUUCGAUUGCGUAUGCGUUUCCACAGGUAAAAAUCAUAACUUCAGCUCUCGAUCCAGAGAUCAACGAGAAAUUCUACGUCCUACCCGGUAUAGGUAACUUCGGCGAUCGCUACUUCGGUACAGAACCCGGCGAUGAAGAGUGAGCUAUAGGUAUAGUAUACUUGUAUAAUGUAUAUUGUAUACCACAGACAUAGAUCUAGAUAGAUAACGCAUGUGUAUGUACUUUGCAUGCCAUAUCGCGCUUCCAAACGACAAGCAGCACUCGUCUUUCGUAAGUCUGUUCUUUAGUCUGCUAUCGGAAUCG